Messenger RNA from Eutrema salsugineum, 498 nucleotides. Its product is annotated as DNA-directed RNA polymerases IV and V subunit 5B. The record is from RefSeq and is a predicted model, not a curated record. The transcript is spliced from 4 exons. Gene Ontology annotation, biological process: DNA-templated transcription. Gene Ontology annotation, molecular function: DNA binding; DNA-directed RNA polymerase activity. Bases 1 to 498 code for a protein of 165 amino acids. Lineage: Eukaryota; Viridiplantae; Streptophyta; Magnoliopsida; Brassicales; Brassicaceae.
AUGAUUUUCCAGUUUUGUCAAGCAGCUGACUUAACUUGUUCAUCUCCGAAGCUAUCAAAAUCUCGGUCUACACCCAGUCUGAUAGCGGUAUUGUUCUGCCAAAGUGGUAUAGUUAAAGUCAAUGCGGUGCGUGGCAUUGCAGCACACAUACUUAGCCGAGAAAGUAUAACCGGACUGAUUUUGGUCCUGCAAAGUCAUAUAACAAAUCAAGCUUGGAACUCCUUUGAACUCUUCUCGUUCAAGGUCGAGUUAUUUCAGAUAACCGAUUUGCUGGUUAACAUAACCAAACAUGUCUUAAGGCCAAAACAUCAGGUUUUAAAUGAUAAAGAGAAGAAAUCACUUCUCAAGAAGUUCAGUAUUGAGGAGAAACAACUUCCUCGGUUAUCGAAGCAAGACCCGACUGUGCGAUACUACGGGCUAGAGGAAGGGCAAGUCGUGAAGGUCACAUACAAAGACGACCUCACUGAGUCGAAUGUUACGUACCGAUGCGUCUGGUAA